Molecule: messenger RNA, 3122 nt
Organism: Uloborus diversus
Lineage: Eukaryota; Metazoa; Arthropoda; Arachnida; Araneae; Uloboridae
Gene: Sce
Product: E3 ubiquitin-protein ligase RING2-like
Exons: 2
Coding region: 34-1188 (384 amino acids)
Cellular component (GO): PcG protein complex; ubiquitin ligase complex
Molecular function (GO): chromatin binding; ubiquitin protein ligase activity
Source: RefSeq, a predicted model, not a curated record
CGCGGUGAAAAUAUUUGUUUGAAGAAGCUCAUUAUGUCUUGUUCGGACACUCAAACUUCGAACAAAACAUGGGAAUUAAGUUUGUACGAGCUCCACAGGACACCUCAAGAAGUAAUAACAGACACGACAGAAAUAGCGGUUUCUCCAAGAAGUUUGCAUAGCGAAUUAAUGUGCCCAAUCUGUCUCGAUAUGUUGAAAAAUACCAUGACAACAAAAGAGUGUUUGCAUAGAUUCUGCCAGGAAUGCAUCAUAACUGCUUUGAGAAGUGGUAAUAAAGAAUGCCCUACAUGUAGAAAAAAACUAAUAUCAAAAAGAUCCUUACGACCAGAUCCAAAUUUUGACAUGUUAAUUUCUAAAAUUUAUCCGAGCCGUGACGAGUAUGAAGCACUUCAGGAGCGUGUCAUUGCGUCGUUAAAUAAAAAACAUAAUCAUGCUCUCGCUCAUAGCAUAGAAGAAGGAAUGAGAAUUCAGGCGCUUAAUAGAGCCCAAAGAGUUAGAAAAAAUGCUCCCGAGGAACCUAAUGACAAUAAUAACAAUAGCAAUGCCAGUACUACUAAUCCUGCAACUACAGUAAAUAGCAGCGCUGUUAGUGCUAAUGAAAAUAGUAACAGUAUGACAGCUCCACUUACCACUUCCCCACCUGUUCCAACGCCCCCUCCCCGUCAAACCCCUACUCCUGGUAGUUCGAGCGAUGCAAACUCCUCACAGCCACAACAGCCAAGGAAACGUUUGAAAACUCUUUCUGAAAAUGAAAGUGUUGGUUCUGGUGUGGAUCAAGAAAAUGACAAUGACCUCGCUGAGGAAAGUACAGAAGGCACUAAUCAAGACAUUGAGACAGAGGGCCCUUCGGAAUCUUCCGUCAAUGAAAUUGAACUUGUUUUUAAACCUUAUCCACAUGACAGGGAUGAUCACGAACCAACUUAUGCUCAAGUCCGGUACAUCAAAACGACAGCCAAUGCUACAGUGGAUCAUCUCUCAAAAUAUUUGGCUAUGAGAUUUGCUUUAGACAAGCAAGAUGAAUUAGGCUCAGAAGCUCCAACUGAAAUUUCUCCAUUUUCCAUCUACAUCGCUGUUACUCCGGGACAAUUUUCUUUGCUUGAUGGAAAUGUCACUCUUGACCAGGUGAAUGAAAAAUUUUGGAAAGUUAACAAACCUCUUGAAAUGUUCUACUCUUUCAAGAAACCAUGAAGCUUUAUAUUUCCAUUCAUUCAAACAUUUUUGUACCAAACAUGAAAUUAGCUAACAUAUCCCAUGCUUAUUAGAUGCAAAUUUGUGAUUCUAAGUUACAAGAAAGCACUUAUUUGGUGUUGGAAAAGAAGUUAUGUAAGAAAAAUAACUGCUUAAGUAUUUUUCUCAUGUGAUUCCAUUUCUUGAUGAAGAAUGAAAUUUCUUUAACACUAAACUGUUUGCUUAGUUUUUUUAUUUUUUAAUACAAAUUUGUUUUUAAUAACAUUAGAGAUAUGUUAAUGUGUACAGCAGGUAUAAGCUAAUUUUUUGCAACCCAAAAUAAUAUGUUAUUUAUUUUUUUAAUUAAUACAUUUAUGUCCUCAUACAAAGUUAUAUGUAUUCAUAGUUGUUAAUCCUUGUUAAUCUAUUGUUUUUGUUACCUUUAAAAAAAUCAUUUUCAAAUGAGUUCAAUGAAUUUAUAUAUAAACUAAAGACUUGAAUGAAUUGCAUUAUAGCAAAAGCAUCAAGGUUGAUUGUAAAUGUCCCAAAUUUAUACUUUUAAGAUUUUCUUCUUAUCUCAUUUUGUUAAAAAUUGUAUUCAUGUGUAAAAUUCACUCAAACCAUAACUUAUAUUUAUUAUUUCAUAAGCAUUUCAUUACUGAAAAAUCACUAAAUUAUUCUUAUUAUUUUUGCAAUAUGUUACUGUUGGUUCUGUUAAUGGUGUAAUGUGUCAAAGCAUCAGUAUAGCCUAAUGGAGCCUAAAAAAAUGGACACACCUUGCUAUUUGUUGAUGUUUACAGUAAGUACUGUCUGGCUUUAGAAGAAUAAGCCUUUAAGGCUGUUGAGGUGAAUAAGAUAUUUAUAUUGGGAACUGAAAGUAACCAACACGCCACCUGGCGAGAGAAUCUAAAUAGGAUAAGAUAGCGAUUGCCCACUCUUUGGCAUGUAAAGUUUUAAAGCAAAGGGGAAAAAUGCCAUGCACAAAUUUUAACUUAUUGAACACAAAUGAGAAGCUCUAAAGCUGUUAUAUUUGCAGAAGCUAUGAUACAAGUAUGGUCUAGCUAAAUUAAAAAAAAAAACUUAGUGUUAAUCGGCACAGCCAAUUAGAUUAAUCAGUACAAAAUAUGCAUUUAAAACAAAUUUAAAUGUUUUAAUUUUUUAAAAGAAUUUAAAAAUAAAAAAAAGUUAAUUAAAAAAACAAAGCAUAUGUGCCUUAAAAAUUUUUUUUUUAAAGUAUUUUUAAUGUUACGCAUUAUGCUGCAUUUUAUUCAGAUUUUAAAUGAUUCUAAAAAAGACAGAACAAACCAAAUGAUAAGUGGUACAUAAAAAAAGUAUAUGUUUUCAGAGACUGCAUAUUUAUACUGAUAAAUAAUAUAACUAGUACUUAAAAAACUAAAGUUAUUGUUCUUUAACGGUGUACUGUGAUUUUUCACUACCAAUAAGUAAUUCAAAAUACCUAUAACAGCAUGCAAUCUUCCUGUGUAGAAAUAUAAGCACCAAUAGUGAAAAAGGAAAAGAUUAAAAAUGGUAAAAGAUCAAAUGAUUGUGAACAGUAAAAGAGCAAAAGAAUGAAUGUACAAACAUAUACCAAUUCGAGGAAUCAAAAUAUAAAAAGUAAAUCGAUAAAUCUACAUUUAUUAAUGCAUUAAGAAUGACCAAAUUUUAACAAACCAAACAUAGAAUUUCAAAAAGGCAAGAAUAUGGCUAAAAACAAUUAGAAAAAUAAUGAUUCAUAAUAGCUUAAUAACAUAGCAGAAGAUAGUAGCAAACAAGUAGUUUUUGUUUCUAUCCUAUUUAUGGCGCCACCUAUAGUUACUUUCUGUUCCCAAUAUGCCUCCUGCAGGCCACAGUAGAACGGGUUCAAUUCUUCUAAUACCAGAAAUCAAGCCAAUCGAAGUAAAAUGCAUUGAUCUGAACCACUGGACCACAUGAGAAAUAAAAUAGUCAACUGUUGG